UGACGCAUCCAUUGCUUGCAUUUCAUUCCUCCCCUUCUUCCUUCUACCAGAAAUCACAACCUAGAGAGAGAGGAGAUAGAGAUAGAGAGAGAAAGCGCGUUAAAAGACCAAUUUGACCUUCGAUCCUUUUCAUUUUCCUCUCUCUUUCUCGCUCCUUCCCAUUCAUCACAUUCAUCAUCCAUUCACAGACACCAUGAACCAGAAGGCCAACGUUUCCAAGGAGCUCAACGCCAAGCACAAAAAGAUACUUGAAGGACUCCUUAAAUUGCCGGAGAAUAGGGAAUGUGCUGACUGCAAAGCUAAAGGCCCAAGAUGGGCUAGUGUCAAUCUUGGUAUAUUUAUAUGCAUGCAGUGCUCCGGAAUACAUCGAAGUCUUGGGGUACACAUCUCAAAGGUUCGCUCUGCUACUUUGGACACCUGGCUCCCUGAGCAAGUAGCAUUCAUUCAAUCGAUGGGAAAUGAGAAGGCAAAUAGUUACUGGGAAGCAGAAUUGCCGCCAAAUUAUGAUAGAGUUGGAAUUGAAAAUUUCAUUCGUGCAAAGUAUGAAGAUAAGAGAUGGGUUUCAAGAGACGGGAAUUCAAAAUCACCUUCUAGGCUGCAAGAUGAGAAAACUCAAUCAAAUUGGCAAAAUCCAGGGGAAAGAGGUAGGCAGAGCUAUGUAACUGCAUCUGAGAAUGCUUUUGUGGAAAGGAAGAAAAUCCAACAAUCCAAUGUAAUUCCGGCUACAAGAAUCAGUCCAUCAAAUGUAAUUCCUGCGACAAGAAUCAGUGUUCCUGCUCCUCCUAAAGGACCUGAGCAGGUAACUCAUGUGGCCAAACCUCAGCAUAUUGAGAAAGUGGAACCUGCGGUGCCACAACCACAAGCUGAAACUUCACAGUCUACUGGCACAGCUCAAAAUUCCGCCCCCAAAGUUGACUAUGCUACUGACCUUUUUGAUAUGCUGUCUAUGGAUGAUCCAAGUGAAAAGAGCUCAGGUCCAGCUGAUGCUACUGCUGAUGAUAAUAACUGGGCAGGUUUUCAGUCUGCUGCAGAGACAUCAACAGCCAAGAAGACUGAGACCACGAAAACAGUUGAAAAUACACCCCGUCCAACUUCUGGAAUCGAGGAUCUGUUUAAAGAUUCACCUUCAAUUACACCAAGCUUAGCUUCAGAAAAGCCACAAAAAGAUGUUAAAAAUGACAUCAUGAGUCUUUUUGAGAAGACCAAUAUGGUGUCUCCAUUUGCUAUGCAUCAACAGCAGCUAGCCAUGCUGGCACAGCAACAGUCUCUUCUAAUGGCUGCUGCUGCUAAAUCUGCAGGUGGGGAUUCCAAGUAUUCUUCUAGUGUACAGCAACCCGGGUCCAAUAUUCCUAUCCAAAGUUGGCCAACGGCUGGUUACCCUAUUCCAGGAGUAAUGCCCAUCGCAGGUCAGGGAGAGUUGCAGAAACUUAUGCAGACAAUGAACAUGACUUCAGCGCAUCCAGCAGGGAGCUCAGUUCAGUAUCCACCAUCUAGUUACUACACUAUGGGGCAAGUUGCUCCUGUUAAUGGUAUGAUGACAGCGGGAGCAAGCAAACCUCAGUCAGCAGCUCCGGUAUCAUCAACCACUCCUCAGAAGGAGAAGGAAUAUGAUUUUUCCUCCUUAACACAAGGAAUGUUUGCGAAGCAGUGAUUGGCAAUUGCCUGCAAUAUUUCAUAUACCAUAGAAAGUUAGUUAAACUUACAGAAAAGAGUACUUUCUUUCUCUGUCAUUUGACAUGUGCUUGGGUUGUAAACCAUUUCCAGAGCUACUGGGAUAGUUCAGCUUUUUACUUCUUUUGGGUGAUUGGUUAUUUUGUAUCGAUAGGUGUAUUAUUCACAAUAAAUUUUGGUGACGUUAAUUGUUCAUUCCUGUUUUCCUUCUA
Molecule: messenger RNA, 1883 nt
Organism: Lotus japonicus
Lineage: Eukaryota; Viridiplantae; Streptophyta; Magnoliopsida; Fabales; Fabaceae
Product: ADP-ribosylation factor GTPase-activating protein AGD5
Exons: 11
Coding region: 194-1651 (485 amino acids)
Molecular function (GO): GTPase activator activity
Source: RefSeq, a predicted model, not a curated record